AUGAUCUCUAACCAUAUACAAGAAUAUUCCCCAUGUUGUGGAUUUCCCAGAGAGACAUUCCAGAAAUACUGUGGAGCUAUGAAGCAAUUGGGAAUGAAACUGAUAGAGCUAUUGGCAAUGAGCUUAGGCGUGGAUCGGUUGCAUUAUAGGGACUUGUUUGAAGAAGGGUGCUCUAUCAUGAGAUGCAACAAUUACCCAUCUUGCCAACAACCGAGCCUCACACUCGGGACAGGACCACACUGUGAUCCAACGUCGUUAACCAUACUUCACCAAGAUCAUGUUGGAGGCCUUCAUGUAUUUGCAGACAACAAAUGGCAGACGGUUCCUCCUCGUCUGGAUGCAUUUGUAGUGAACAUUGGAGACACCUUCACGGCAUUAUCGAAUGGGAGAUACAAAAGUUGCCUCCAUAGGGCAGUGGUGAACAAGUACAAGGAGAGGAAGUCCUUGGCGUUCUUUCUAUGCCCAAAAGAAGACAAGUUGGUGAGAGCCCCAAAUGAUAUUGUGAGCAUGGAUGGCACCAAACACUAUCCCGAUUUUACAUGGUCACAUUUGCUUCACUUCACGCAAAACCACUAUAGAGCAGACCAAGCUACACUACCAAACUUCACCAAGUGGUUGUUAUCCUCCAAAACCACACACACUAGCUAGCCUGCUUUUAUGCAAACCAACUAAUAAAUUUGGUUGUUCUAUUUUUUUUUUAUAUGUAUUA
Molecule: messenger RNA, 709 nt
Organism: Glycine soja
Lineage: Eukaryota; Viridiplantae; Streptophyta; Magnoliopsida; Fabales; Fabaceae
Product: gibberellin 20 oxidase 2-like
Exons: 2
Coding region: 1-648 (215 amino acids)
Biological process (GO): flower development; unidimensional cell growth; gibberellin biosynthetic process
Molecular function (GO): gibberellin 20-oxidase activity
Source: RefSeq, a predicted model, not a curated record